AUGUUUGGAACCAAAGGUGGUAGAGGCGGUGGUCGUUCUGGAACCUGCUUUACUUUCACUCUGUCUAGAAGUCUCAUCUUUUGCGGCGGUUUCGGUAACGUUGGUGGAUUCUUCGAAUACGCCUUGGCAAUUCUUUCGCAGUACGCGGUUACGGAGUUCGAACUUCUCCGUUUCUUACGAUCUUGCAGAACGUACUGCCACGUUACUUCUGCCUCUCAACAACUAUCGACAGCCGAGGAGAAACAUCUCUCGCGCCAAUACUUGCCAUCUCUUCUGUUCGGAGGCAUCACGUCGAGGCCUAUGGUCCUGAGAAAACCAACUUUCGGCUCGAAAUCUGGCGUGUGGAGCAAUACAUCCGGAUGUUCCUGCGGUAUUGGUAAUACUGACUCGACCAUUUGUUCCGUCUCCAAAGGUACUUCCGGUGGAUCUGGAUUUAACCUGUAUCUCUUCUCCACUUUACAGAGCUCUAUUUCUAUAGGCAGAGAGGAAAGAGAAAGCGAUUCACGAGCACGAAAAGCAAACAGCAAGAAACCUUAUUACUCGUACUUACCAUUCCUCAUACUUAAAGUAGUUAGACCGAACAUGGCGAGGAAUGCAAGCUUCUUCUCGGAAUACUGUAACUUGGCUGGUGGUCCUUUGAUAAUCCAGAGAUCCACGUCCUUCGUUUCUUCUUCGCCUUCCGAAUCGGAACUACACGCGAGGCCUGAUACGGAGGGUAAAUGGAGAGAAGGUAUAGAAAUGAUAGGCGCCAAAGGCAUAGUUAGGGAUGGAGGUGGCGGCGGUGGCGGUGGUCCAAUUACCGCUGGCGUUAAGGACGAGAUAGAGGGUAUAGGAGGGAUAGGUGGCGGGCCACCGAUAGCCGCGGAGCUUAUAGCUGGCGGAGGUCCAAGGUUCAGAGGGGGUAGAGUAGAAGUCAAAGGAGGCGGCAUAGCCGCGGAGCUGACGGAUGAACAGAUAGUUGCUGAACCCAAGGACGGUGGUGGUGGUCCAAUGGGAGCCGUUGGAUUCGGAAACGUUGACAAACGAGAGUGGUAG
Messenger RNA from Heterotrigona itama, 1035 nucleotides. NCBI's taxonomy places the organism in Eukaryota, Metazoa, Arthropoda, Insecta, Hymenoptera, Apidae. The record is from the annotation of a GenBank genome assembly.